This is a messenger RNA of Pygocentrus nattereri (red-bellied piranha), 2747 nucleotides long. RefSeq names its product receptor activity-modifying protein 3-like. Bases 399 to 938 code for a protein of 179 amino acids. The transcript has 5 exons. Gene Ontology annotation, molecular function: coreceptor activity. Lineage: Eukaryota; Metazoa; Chordata; Actinopteri; Characiformes; Serrasalmidae. Gene Ontology annotation, biological process: cellular response to hormone stimulus; protein localization to plasma membrane; regulation of G protein-coupled receptor signaling pathway. The record is from RefSeq and is a predicted model, not a curated record. Gene Ontology annotation, cellular component: membrane; cell surface; signaling receptor complex.
AGAGGCCAGUGUUUGUCUCGCGUAAGCUUAGGGAGGACGCUUAACAUCGGGUAAUAUUCGCAGCCUAUCCACCACUUUUCCUCAGUGUCAGUGAAUACUCUCAAACCUGGGCAUUCGGUUGAGCCGGCGAAACUGGAACAAACUAUCCUGUACGAGUUCUCAUGACUGGGCAUGACUUAUGUUUCUCUUCAGAUUUUUAUCGUCAAGCUGAGAUUUUAUCCAGCGAAUCCAACCUAGGACUCGUAAUUUCUUCGAAAUGGAUGCUAAUCAUUUAAAACUACUGAAUUUUUUUGCAGCGGGAAUUUUAGUGAACACCUUGAUGAUGAGUAUGCUAUCAGAACUCUGCAUAGUUGGAGUCUACUGGUAUACUUACUAGGACUGCCUUGUAAGAACACUGCAUGGAGAUACCUGAGCAUCACAUCUAUAUGAGCUUGUUGAAAAACCUAUUCCAAAAGGGCUUGGCUCGCAACCAAGAUUUCAACCAUCCCACAGAUGCAGAGAGGUUGAGUUCAGGGCUCUGUGCAGCAACAGAGGAAAUUAAGCUUUUCAUGCACAAGCCAUGGAUUCUGGAGUGUAAUAAGACAGUUCUUCAGCUGGAGAUGGAGAAGUGUGGUGAACGUUUUAAGACUGAUAUGGAGGAGGUGGACCCGCAGAACUGGUGCAAUUUGACACACUUUAUUGGUGAGUACCACUUCUUCUCAGCCUGCACAGAGGACAACGCAGUGAAGAUUGGCUGCUUUUGGCCUAACCCUGUGGUAGAGCACUAUAUUAUCCGCAUCCACAAACAAUUCUUUUCCAACUGCACCUUGAAAUCUGCGGUCUGGGGUGAUCCAUCUGAAGAUACUCUCAUAAUCCUUAUCCUUGUUCCAGUCUUCCUCACACUAACCAUGGUCGCAUUGGUAGUAUGGUGCAGUAAGCGAAGUGAUAUACUGGCUUAGCACUGAAGACCAAGGUCCAGAAGGAAAGGCCAUGAGCAAAUAACACAUUUUGGCACAGGAGUGUUAUCAUUCCUUUUAAUCAGGACAUUAAUAAAUGCAAUUGAGAACUUAACACAUUGGUAAAAAUAUUUACUUUUGUGACAUUUCCCUUGAGGAUACCAUCUAUCAUUACUGUGUGACGAUGACACUGUUUGAGCUCUCAUUUUAGUUCUUUGUGAGACUUUGCCUUUGGGAGCUAUGAACAGAAGUCAGGGAUAUUGUUACCAAGGAUAUUGACUACACAUGGACAUUUCAACUGUAUGUAAAGCUUUUUCUCCCUUUCCACCAUCAGUGUAUUUUUAGAGAUUCCUACAUUAAGCUUGACUUCCUGAGUCCUGGUUUGAUUUCCUGUGGAUGCUGUCAUUUACUGUGCCACUGUAGGUGCUUCAAUGAGGGACUCCAGUUUUCUCCACUGUGGUUUGAGAUGUGAAUUUAAAUAAUUGUUAUUUGAUUUAACAGCUGAUGCUAUCUCUCAUUUGUAGAUAAAGUUUACAUUUUAGGAGCUGAUAUUUGGGUCUAAAGAAUUAAUAUAAUUAUGCACUGUACUGAAAUAUAAAGUUAAUAGCCUAGAAUUAGGACAUUUGUCAAAAGUACACCUCUAGAGUAUUGCAAGUUCAUGUAAAGUCCAGUUUCAUAAUAUUUUAAAUAUGUCAGGUGAACUGUCAUGUAUAUAAUGUGUUAUAUUGUUCUUACCAGAUUUAGAACCUGGUGUCUGAGCAGAAUUGUUAUAUUAAAUGUGAGGAAACUGACAAAAACUGAAUGAAUCCACCAGAUAAUUGGUCAGUGACAAAGAACAAGACCAAUAAUAAACAACAGCAAUAACACAGUCACAGAUUGCAGAAAGACAUGAAAUGUAAUACAGUAAAGUAAUAGCUGAAAUCUAGCUAUAAAUCUACUACAUGUGUUGGGAAAGACAUUGUUAACAAUAUAUUUCAUUGGAUUGUGAGCACAAUAAUCACUUUAGGACAAACAAAUAAAAUAUGACAGGAGGCAUUAUUUAUAUGAUGAGGAAAGGCUUUGCAUUGUGACUGGCUUAAAGAUACAAACUGAAGACAAUGACAUAUUCUGAAAUGUCAUACCCUCAAUGACUGUCAUAUGAAGCAGUGGUCCUUCAAGCUAGGCUCCAGGAAGGAUAUAAAACUUGUUCCCAGAGAAGGCAAAGAAUUAGAGGAAAUGGGCUGGCUAUGAUUUUUACCAAAGAAGGCACAGGAACUGUAGAGAGUGCAGUUUUUCUCAAAUGUGCAUUGUUGUGGCUGAUGAUGGAAUGUCAUUGCCAUUAUUAUAAGGCAUUUGUCAUGAGAUAGUCUUUUCUGUUUUUAAUAUGUAUUAAGGAUACAACCUGAAUAUACUUUAAUAUUCUCUGUGUGUUUUACUGUUAUUGCUUUGCCUUUGUGUUUAUGUGUCUGAAAAUCUUGGAGUGUGUAUAUAAUAUAUUUUGUCUUUUGUCUUUAACACAAUUACAGUAGAUUUAUUUUAUUUUUUUUUGUUUUCCAUUUUUCUCUAUAUGAUUCUUACUAGCAUGAUACUUUUCUUUUUCCUACUCUAACAUGCAGGCAAUCCAAACAGGACGUCAACCCCCCCUGGCCUUCCUCCCCUCUCCUUUUCAUUUCAAAACUGAUAUAUGGCACAUACACAUAUUCACUCAGACAGGCCAUUACCUAAGGCCUUACAAGACCUGUGCUGUAAUCAAAUUCAUGAGGGAUUUUUUGUACUUGACAUCAGUGUUCACUCAGAAAGGGUUGAAAUAAAUCAUAUUUUAUGAUCAGUAAA